AUGGAUUCUAAUGCAUCAGGCUUCCUUCUAAACCCUCCAGCUUUUCACUCCACUUACUAUCAGCCUAGGGAAGAUGAUGGUAUUAUUGAUCUGGGUCUCAGUCUCAGAACUUUGCAACCUGAAGCUUAUCAUCCAUCAGUACAUCUUUCAGAGGUAAGCCUGGACUUGGACGGAUAUGGCGACCUGAUGGACUGGCCUCAGGCAAACUCACCACUAAAACACUCAACUUCAGGAUACCAUAGGUUUACACCGCAGGAUUGUGACGAGGAGACAGAGGGAGUCCAGAGCAAAGAGAGGUGGGCUUAUGUGAAGGCAAACAUGGAUGGGGUGAUUGUUGGCAGGAAAAUAUGCAUGCUAGAUCAUGGUGGUUACUCAAGCCUUGCACUUCAACUCGAAGACAUGUUUGGAAGACAAUCUGCAUCUGGGCUAAGGCUGUUCCAGGAAGGGUCGGAAUUCUGCCUGUUUUAUAAGGACAGAGAGGAGAAUUGGAGGACCGUUGGUGACGUUCCUUGGAAGGAGUUUGUAGAAAGCGUCAAGCGGCUAAGGAUUGCACGAAAAAGUGAAUCUCUUCUUCCAUAUUCUCCAGCCUUCUCCUGA
Dovyalis caffra is the source of this 597-nucleotide messenger RNA. The record is from the annotation of a GenBank genome assembly. NCBI's taxonomy places the organism in Eukaryota, Viridiplantae, Streptophyta, Magnoliopsida, Malpighiales, Salicaceae.